UGCAUCCCCAGCAUCCCUGCGCAGUGAAUCAGACUGACCGACCCACCGAGGCGGACUGAGCGCACCGACGCUGCUCCGUCAGCGGACACAUGAAGGCUUCCUCCCCCGGGUCAGAGGCGAGUUUUCGGUGAUUCCUCCCCGCUGGUUUCCCUCUUUUAUGGAUGUGAAGUAACAGCGGGCGGCAGCGAGUCGGUUCCCCCUCCAUCUCUGCGCUUCUUUCUGCCAGGAUCCAAACCUCCUCUGAACCACAAAAUGGCGGACAUCAUCGAGCUGGGACCCGCCUACGAAGCUUUGGGGAAGCAGCAGGUGUUUAGGAGGAAAUGAUCCGCGUCAUGUUGAUAAAUCACCUGCAGCGCGUUGAGCCAUGUCCCCGGUGCUGGCGGGCUUCCUUGGAGCUGGUGUCCUGGUUCUGGUGGUGGUGGUUCUGGUCCUGCUCUGGUCGUUCUGUCAGCGCCGGUACCUCCGGGUUACCGGGCGCUACAAGCUGAACGGUGACCGAUACUGCGACGCAGAGGACCCCCCGUACAAAUUCAUCCACAUGCUGAAGGGGAUCAGCAUUUACCCAGAAUCCCUCAGCGGCAGCAAGCGGAUCGUCCGUGGAAUCCGCCGCGCCGACCGGUCGGAGCGUGACGGCGAGCGCGGCGGUUCGGCCGGCGGCGCGGCGGGCCGGGGAAUGGUCCUGGUGGAUGCAGAGAACAACAUCCUGGACGUUCCGGGUCAGCUGCAGAUGAGUCACCUGGUCCCGCCCACCGGGUCGGGCCCCGCCCAUAGCCAGGCCCGGCUGGAGCGGGCCCUGCCGGUCCGCGCCGACUACUGUUGCCUGGACAGCAGCUCGGCCGGCAGCAGCCAGACCAGCAGCAAGACGGCGUCGCCCUUCACCCCCGCCUCCUCCGAACCGGAACCGGAACCCAACCUGGGCUCCGUCAGCCUCAGCGUCGACUACAACUUCCCCAAGAAGGCGCUGGUGGUGACGGUGGUGGGGGCCCGGGGCCUCCCCGCCGUGGACGAGCAGGCCGGCAGCUCCGACCCCUACGUGAAGAUGACCAUCCUGCCGGAGAAGAAGCACCGCGUCAAGACCCGCGUGCUGAGGAAGACGCUGGACCCGAUCUUCGACGAGACCUUCACCUUCUACGGCGUGGCCUACAGCGCGCUGCCCGACCUCACGCUGCACUUCCUGGUGCUCAGCUUCGACCGCUUCGCCCGUGAUGACGUCAUCGGGGAGGCCGUGGUGCCGCUGAAGGGCGUGGACCCGAGCACGGGCCGGGUCCACCUGAGCCAGCAGAUCACCAAGAGGAACAUGCAGUGUGAGAGUCGUGGCGAGCUGCUGGCCUCGCUGUCCUACCAGCCCGUGUCCCACCGCCUCAGCGUGGUCGUCCUGAAGGCCAGACAUCUGCCCAAGAUGGACAUGACGGGCCUGUCAGCCAAUCCGUACGUGAAGGUGAACGUUUUCUACGGCCGUAAGCGCAUCGCCAAGAAGAAGACGCACGUGAAGAAAUGCACGCUGAACCCGGUCUUCAACGAGUCCUUCAUCUACGACAUCCCGCCCGAACUGCUGCCCGACGUCUCCGUGGAGUUCCUGGUGGUGGACUUCGACCGGACCACCAAGAACGAGGUCCUGGGCCGCCUGCUGCUGGGCCUGCACAGCCCCUGCCCCUCUGGCGCCUCCCACUGGCGGGAGGUGUGUGAAAACCCACGCAGGCAGAUCUCCAAGUGGCACAACCUGAGCGACUUCUGAGGAAGAGGAGGAGGAGGAAGCAGCUGAGACUCUACCGGUGAUCCCUACUGGGACACAAAGACUCAGUGUACAGCUCUCACACACACACACACACACACACACUGACACACACCACAUGUGCAACACACACACCGCUGUGAUGAUAGUCCAACUCUCCGUCUCUAUUAUCUCUUCGCCACCAAAAUGUUUUGCAAGUUUAAGAAAAAAUCCUAAAGUUUCAUUUGAAAAGAAAAGAGGGCGGGUCCAACGCGAUUUAAAAAGAAGAAGAAACGGCUCCCCUCGUCCUGCAGCUCGCCGCAUGUCUGUGAAGCUCCGAGCUGCAGAGAUCCUCUGACGAUGCGAUGCUCCACCGCGCAGAGAAAACCUCCUCUGUGUUCAGCAUGCUCCCCGCCUGCGACGGUCCGGGUUCUGUCCCGCUCCAGAACUUUCCCAGAAUCCUGAAGAUGCCGGGUUUCGUCCCGGCCGCGUCCCAGCCCCAAAGUACUGCAGCAAAAACCUGCAGACUGAACCCAGCUGAUGUAACAUACCUGAUUUAUCCUGGAGCCUGAAGCAGAGGCCAGAUGUUGAACAUCUUCCACCAAAAUCACUCAGAUCUGCUUAGAAUCUGUUUUAACUGUUUCGUCCCACAGCUUCUUCCUGAUUCUCACUGAAUCAUCAGAUCCUCACAUACUUUCUCUCUGAUCAUGGGUUUAUUGCAAAUUUUCUGCCAAACAAAAUGAUCAUAAACAUUGGGUUUAAGUGAUGCUACCUCCCACCUGCAGGGGGCGGCGUUUCUUACUCGAUGACAGGUUGUCAGAAAAAUCCAGUUUUUAAAGUUGUUUAACAGAUGCAGAUGUUUCCGUGUGCGAUCCGUUUGAUUCCUAUUGGGUUUUUUCUUCUAUAUGUAGUUUGUGGAAGAAAAAAAAAAUAGCAUCAGAAAAUUUGAUAUUUUGAUUGCAAAAAAUGACAAAACCAACGAUAACACCUGGCGGAACUGAUGGAUGGUGUCAGGAUGAAUAUUCAGACGACCGAUUGCCUGUUUUUGGGUUGAUAAUGUAGAAAACAGUGAAACUGUGAAGUACAAUGAGAGUGUUGCUGUUUUUUAUUUAAAGGGGCGGUACUAUGUAUUUUCAGGGCACCCGGUGCCAUUUUAUAUAAUCAAGUAACUUUGUUACCUUCAGUUGUCAAAAUGCUGUCAAAUAUAACUGAAAGAAAUUUAACUUCCAGAUUUAACCUCUGUCUCUUUAAAAACUCCUCUUCUUCCUGAAGCUCCGCCUCCAGGAAGUCGUCCCAAAAUGGCUCCUCCAUUAACCUUUUAGCGUUUUUACCAGCUCUGAGCAGCAGCUCCUAUAAUGAGCUCAGCAGGUGUUUGCUAAUUGCUGCUGGCUAGUCUGAAGGAUCUGAGUGGGGGAGGAGGUGCACCUUGGGGGCGGGGCUAGGUCCAUUCAGGUGUUUUGCGCAGCUGAAUGGUUGCCAUGGAGAUUAAACGAAUGAAUGAAAGAAUCAAAGCAACACUCCAGGUUUGUUUCUGAUGAGAAUAAAAUUAUAACAUGAUGGAAACAUCAAAAAAGUUGAUUUUCCAUAGAAUCAACUUUUUUAUGGAAGAAAUGUUGAUCUGGACUGGAACCAGUCCAGAAACAGUCCAGAGUGGUUCUGGACUGGAAACGAGUCCCAGGUGGGUUCUGGUCGCUCGGACCUGGAAGCAGUAGGUUUGGUUAAAUCAACCAGAUCAGUUUUUAACUCAUUUAAACUGCUGGUGGCCCACAAAAUUCAUUCAAUUAAAAAUUACAACUUUGAUGCAAAGUUGUAAUUUUUAACGCAACUUUGCAUUAAAGUUAUUUAAUGCAAAGUUGGCAUUUCAUGACAAAAGUCGUAGACGUUUCUGAAGACUCCUUCAUGUUUAUGGCAGAUGUUUUGUUACAUAAAGAGUUACCGAAAGUCUCAAGUAAAACCUCUGGAUGUUUUGUUUUUAAUCCCAGUUCAUUAAUAAACAAGCCCACCAGAGGGCGCUCUUCUUUACUAACGACUUAAAAACUCCUGAAUAUAUUCAGGUUUUAAUCAGGCUUUUUAAGAUUAGCAGUUUAUUGGUAUUUUUUGUACGUUAUUAUCCGGGUUUGAGGUUUUAUCCCGCAGAUAAAUGAAGUUUUGACCUUUUCCUGGGGGCGCAGCCUCAUCUGUUCUCUGCUUCACGCCGUCCGCCUCUUCCCUCCUCCCCGUUGAUCCUUGUGAGCGAUCCGCCACCAGAUGGCGCCGUUUCCCCGCUUGGUUCUGUUUCCCUCGGCUCUGUGACCAGAGAGAAGCCAGUUUGGGUUUAACGCGGACUGCUGAUGCAGUUUAGUCUGUUUAACGUUAAUCCAGCCGCAGCUGCUCCACAGACAUUAACUCGUGUAAAUCUGCGCCUCACCUGAACCUUUUGCAGCUUUCCUCUGAGCGGAGCUCCCCGCAGACCAACACACUGUAGAUUUGUACAGAUGUGAAUUUGUUCGCUGGUUUCCUUCCUGUCUGUUGUCCUCAGAGCUUUCGUGUGUUUGAGCGCCCCCUGCUGUAGACCUGGAUGCUAACCUCUGUGUUGGGUUUGUUAACACUCAGUGGACGUGCAAAUAAAAAACAGUUAUCUACGA
This is a messenger RNA of Xiphophorus couchianus (Monterrey platyfish), 4335 nucleotides long. RefSeq names its product synaptotagmin-11. The record is from RefSeq and is a predicted model, not a curated record. Gene Ontology annotation, molecular function: calcium-dependent phospholipid binding; phosphatidylserine binding; clathrin binding. NCBI's taxonomy places the organism in Eukaryota, Metazoa, Chordata, Actinopteri, Cyprinodontiformes, Poeciliidae. Gene Ontology annotation, cellular component: plasma membrane; exocytic vesicle; axon. Gene Ontology annotation, biological process: calcium ion-regulated exocytosis of neurotransmitter; vesicle fusion. The transcript is spliced from 5 exons. The coding region runs from base 365 to 1735 and encodes 456 amino acids.